GUCAGGAUCCAAGGACAGACCGCGGGCUCGCGAGCAUCAUCAGGUCAUCACGAGCCUCCACCGACAGAAACAGCAGAAUAAAAACAGAAGCUGGUGACAUCAGAGGGAAUCAAAUAAAAACGAUUUAAUAAUAAUUUUUUGUCUGAUUGAUUUUCUUGGCGGUGAGUGAAGCGACAUCAUGAAGACGCGGUGAAUCAACAGGACGAGGCGCGAGACCGGAUCAACAAUGUCAGCGGGUUUAUCGAUUAAACUGUGAAUGAAAAUCAACAUUUCAUCGACACAAAUCGGGAUUUAAUCCUCCGGUGAAGCCGACAGACUACUGAAAUAAAACGAAACGUCACCGGAGAUUUUCACCGCUUUAAUAUUUCAUUCAUCAAUUAAAACAAAAGCUGAAAGAGACACGAGACACCGGGACCGAAACCCAGCUGACGGUACCGGGCUGACACCGGGAGCACCGGGAGGACCACCGACAUUAUAACAAACACACGGUGAAAAUCAACAGGAGACGAGAAUUCUGACCCGAGAAAACCGAGAACAGCAACAGGAGCAGAAGCAGCUGAAACAUGGAGGUGCGUGGCGUGCUCCUGCUGGCGGCGUUGCAGUGCUGCUCGGUGGCUCUUGGUGGUUGUGAGCCUCGGCUGGUGAACAUCGGCGCCGUGUUGAGUCAGAAGCGAUAUGAGCAGGUGUUUAAGGAGGCUGUGAGUCAGGCCAACACGCUGUACGGGAAAGACAAGUUCAAGAUGAACGCCAUCUCCGUCACGCACAAACCCAACGCCAUCCAGAUGGCUCUGUCUGUCUGCGAGGACCUCAUCUCCAACCAGGUUUACGCCAUCCUGGUCAGCCACCCUCCUCAGUCCAACGACCACCUGACGCCGACGCCGGUCUCCUACACCGCCGGCUUCUACAGGAUCCCCGUGGUCGGCCUGACAACACGUAUGUCCAUCUACUCCGAUAAGAGCAUCCACCUGUCCUUCCUGAGGACGGUGCCUCCGUACUCACACCAGGCUCACGUCUGGUUCGACCUGAUGAGAGAGUUCAGGUGGAACCACAUCAUCCUCAUCGUCAGCGACGACCACGAAGGCCGAGCUGCCCAGAAGAGACUGGAGACGCUGCUGGAGGAGAGAGAGACCAAGGCGGAGAAGGUGCUGCUGUUCAGCCCAGAAACCAACCUGACAGCUCUGCUGCUGGAGGCCAAAGACCUGGAAGCCCGAGUCAUCAUCCUGUCUGCCAGUGAGGACGAAGCUGCAGCAGUGUAUAAAGCAGCUCGUCAGCUCAACAUGACCGGCUCUGGUUAUGUCUGGCUGGUCGGAGAGAGAGAGAUGACGGGCAAAGCUCUGAGUGACGCUCCAGAUGGCCUGCUGGGCCUCCAGCUGAUUAACGGUAAGAACGAGUCGGCUCACAUCACGGACGCCGUGGCGGUGGUGGCUCAGUCCCUGCAGGAGUUGUUUGAGAAGGAGAACAUCACAGAGCCACCACGAGGCUGCGUGGGUAACACCAACAUCUGGAGGACCGGGCCGCUCUUCAAACGGGUGCUGAUGUCAUCCAAGUAUCCUGAUGGCCUGACGGGACGGAUCGAGUUUAACGACGACGGCGACCGGCGCUUCGCCACGUACAGCAUCCUGAACUACCAGCAGAAACCGGGUCGCCUCGUCCAGGUCGGAGUCUUCAACGGGUCGCAGGUUGUGAUGAACCCUCAGAGGAAGAUCAUCUGGCCUGGAGGAGAGACAGAGAAACCAGUUGGAUACCAGAUGUCGACUAAACUGAAGAUUGUGACGAUCCACCAGGAGCCGUUUGUUUACGUGAAGCCAACAAAGACUGACGGGACGUGUAAGGAGGAGUACACCGUUAACGGAGUUCUCAUCAAGAAGGUGAUCUGUACCGGACCCAACGGGACCAUCCCAGGCCAGCCCAUCGUCCCUCAGUGUUGCUAUGGUUUCUGCAUCGACCUGCUCAUCAAGCUGGCCAUGAGCAUGAACUUCACCUAUGAGGUUCACCUGGUGGCUGAUGGGAAAUUUGGCACACAAGAGCGAGUGAACAACAGUAAUAAGAAGGAGUGGAACGGGAUGAUGGGGGAGCUGUUGGGAGGUCUGGCCGACAUGAUCGUCGCUCCCCUCACCAUCAACAAUGAGCGCGCUCAGUACAUCGAGUUCUCCAAACCCUUCAAAUACCAGGGACUCACUAUCCUUGUCAAGAAGGAAAUCCCGCGCAGCACUCUGGACUCAUUCAUGCAACCGUUCCAGAGCACACUGUGGCUGUUAGUCGGUCUGUCGGUCCAUGUGGUGGCAGUGAUGCUUUACCUAUUAGACCGGUUCAGCCCGUUCGGAAGGUUUAAAGUGAACAGUGAAGAAGAAGAAGAGGACGCCCUCACCCUUUCCUCCGCCAUGUGGUUCUCAUGGGGAGUACUGCUGAACUCUGGGAUAGGAGAAGGAGCUCCCAGGAGUUUCUCAGCGAGGAUUCUGGGUAUGGUGUGGGCAGGAUUCGCCAUGAUCAUCGUGGCAUCAUAUACUGCCAACCUGGCAGCCUUCCUGGUGCUGGACCGGCCUGAGGAGCGCAUCACUGGCAUCAAUGACCCCAGGCUGCGUAACCCAUCAGAUAAGUUCAUCUACGCCACAGUGAAGCAGAGCUCGGUGGAUAUUUACUUCAGACGGCAGGUGGAGCUGAGCACAAUGUACCGGCACAUGGAGAAACACAACUACGAGAGCGCCGCUGAGGCCAUCCAAGCCGUCAGAGACAAUAAGCUGCAUGCCUUCAUCUGGGACAGCGCUGUGUUGGAGUUCGAGGCGUCGCAGAAGUGUGAUCUGGUGACGACGGGAGAGCUUUUCUUCCGCUCUGGAUUCGGGAUUGGAAUGAGGAAGGACAGUCCGUGGAAACAGAACGUUUCUCUGGCUAUUCUCAGUUCUCAUGAGAAUGGCUUCAUGGAGGAUCUUGACAAGACGUGGGUUCGAUACCAGGAGUGUGACUCCAGGAGCAACGCCCCCGCUACCCUCACCUUCGAGAACAUGGCAGGUGUGUUCAUGCUGGUUGCCGGCGGCAUCGUUGCCGGGAUCUUCCUCAUCUUCAUCGAGAUCGCCUACAAACGACACAAAGACGCUCGCAGGAAACAGAUGCAGCUCGCGUUCGCCGCCGUGAACGUCUGGAGGAAGAAUCUGCAGUCUUCCGCUGUUCUGUCGCUGCUGAUGGACUUUAAUGUUUGAUCGAGGCAUAAAAAUGCUUUAAACAGAAUGUUAUUGAUCCUGAUUGAACUGACCGGAGCCUGAUGGAGGUCUGUGGGACCCACAUGACCCCAGAGUCUGAGUCGGGUUUAAACAGUCUGAGGCCUGUGUGGGUUUCAGGCUGCAACGAUGCUCUUAACUCACGAUCAAUGUGUUUUAUUGAUCUUUGUUUUCCAUUUCAAACUGAAUGUGUGACAGUUUUUAAGAGUCGAUAUGAGGGCUGGGUAUCGUUUCUACAUCUACACAUAAUAUUCUACUUUUAUUUAUUCUUAAAGUAAAACUGAUAUUCUGUAUUUUUCUUAUUGUCAAUAAAUCCCAUAAUAAUCAGACUCCAACCAACAGUGAGUUCAUCUACUAACAGGUUUUGUGUGAGAUAUCGUAUCUGUCCUGCUAAUACUCACCACAGCACCAAAUGUGGAUUCA
Messenger RNA from Thunnus maccoyii (southern bluefin tuna), 3635 nucleotides. RefSeq names its product glutamate receptor, ionotropic, N-methyl D-aspartate 1b (gene grin1b). NCBI's taxonomy places the organism in Eukaryota, Metazoa, Chordata, Actinopteri, Scombriformes, Scombridae. The record is from RefSeq and is a predicted model, not a curated record. Gene Ontology annotation, cellular component: synapse; plasma membrane; neuron projection. The transcript is spliced from 20 exons. Gene Ontology annotation, molecular function: NMDA glutamate receptor activity. Gene Ontology annotation, biological process: ionotropic glutamate receptor signaling pathway; monoatomic ion transport; regulation of membrane potential. The coding region runs from base 564 to 3194 and encodes 876 amino acids.